Momordica charantia (bitter melon) is the source of this 3688-nucleotide messenger RNA. RefSeq lists its product as uncharacterized. Lineage: Eukaryota; Viridiplantae; Streptophyta; Magnoliopsida; Cucurbitales; Cucurbitaceae. Gene Ontology annotation, biological process: telomere maintenance. The record is from RefSeq and is a predicted model, not a curated record. Gene Ontology annotation, cellular component: nucleus.
UUUGGCGCCAAAUCGGGGGCUUUGCUUCUUCUUCUUCAUCUUCAUUCUUCGUCUUUGAAUUUGGUCUUCUGUUCUUCACUCCGCAAGAAUGUCAGACAUCUUAAACCGUCUCGAAGAAAUUUAUACCCUGAUUUGUUCUGGAAUUAAAGCAAACAAGUCACUUGCUUACUCCACUCUUCUACAACUUCAACAGGCGUCUAUUACCAAUCAUGAUUCCAUUGAUGCCCUAGCGGAAUUUUCUCGGGGUUCGAUCCAGCUUAUUGUCUCCGACACACAAGACGAAGACGAAGAAAUCGCCGCACAUGCAUUGAAGUGUUUAGGAUUCAUAAUCUAUCACCCCUCCAUCGUUGCUGCUAUUUCGGCGAAAGAAGCCAGCUUUAUCUUUGAGUCAUUGGCAGAACUAAUCAUUAGAACUAAAAUAAAGUCAGUUUGUAACUUAGGAGUGUGGUGCAUAUCUAUUCAACAGCUUGAUGCAGACUUUCUUGCCAUGCACUUUCAGUCUUUGUUGCUGGCUGUUACUCAUGCCCUCGACAAUCCCAAUGGGUCUUUGUCGACCACUUUUGAGGCUAUCCAGGCAAUUACAAAGUUGGCAGCAAAAUUAAAUGAUAAAAUGAGAGAGUCCUCCUAUAUAUGGGCUCCUCCAAUAUACAGACGGCUUCUCAGCUCUGAUAAAAAGGAGAGGGAUAUGUCAGAGAGAUGUUUGUUGAAGACAAGGUCCACAAUAUUACCUCCUCCGCUAGUUUUGUCUAAGGCGCUUGCGAAAGAUAUGAAAGAAUCAUUGCUUAUUGAAAUGGAUAAGUUAUUAAAUCUCGGAAUGAAGGUUCAGACUAUUGCAGCUUGGGGAUGGUUCAUACGCAUACUAGGAUCUCAUUCCAUGAAGAAUAAAAGUUUAGUAAAUAAAAUGCUUAAAAUUCCUGAGCGGACAUUUUCAGAUCAUGACCCUCAAGUUCAGAUUGCAUCACAGGUUGCAUGGGAGGGUCUAAUUGAUGCUCUUGCUCACAGUCCAACUCUCAUGUGUGAGAUUAAUGUGGUCAAGGAGGACAAUAAUCAAACAGUGCAAACAUUAAAUGGGAAUAACAUUGAAAUCCAGGGAAAUGGGUUUUCAAAAAGCAUAAAGCUCAUUAUGGUGCCUUUAGUCGGUGUCAUGCUGAGUAAAUGCAACCUAUCUGUUCGCUUGUCUUGUUUGAACACAUGGUAUUAUCUGCUCUAUAAACUUGAUUCUUUCGUUAACAGUCCAUCCAUGAUGAAAGUGGUAUUGGAGCCUAUUCUAGAGGCAACUUUUCGGCUUGUUCCAGAUAAUGAAAACAGCAGGCUGUGGAGUAUGUGCUUAAGUUUGCUGGAUGAUUUACUAUUGGCAAAGUAUUCACACAUGCACAAUGACUUACCUGUCCAGUUAUGCGAAUCAGAAGCAGUAGCAUCCAAGAUUGAAAAUCUAGAAACCGGGAAAAUGUCUUGGAAGCAGUAUCCUAUAAGGUGGUUGCCAUGGAAUCUAAAUCUGUUGGACUUUCAUUUAAAGGUCAUUUGUUUUAUCACCACUUCUGCAUCAAUGGAAACCUUCACCAAUGAGAAUAGGACUUUCGCAUAUGAUGCUUGCCAGAGGCUAUUUAAAUCUGUCCUAAGAGGAGUCCGGUUAGAGCUAAAAAAGCUGUCUGCUAAUUAUGAUGAUGUAAUGUUUGCUUUGAGGAAAACUUUAAGGUUUUUAAGACAUCUGUAUGACGAUAUAAGCGCUGAUGCCAAUAUUCAGCUUCAGCAUAAUUUACAUUAUGCUAUCCUUAAUUUUAUUCAGGCUGUCACCAAGGAGUUAGAACCUACUAUACUCGAAUCCCCUCUUUAUGAGGUUGAAUUAGACCUCAAGGAAAUAGACACAAUCCAAUCAGUCAACCACAUCAACUAUGCAGAAGUUCUGGGUAUCCAUUAUAUAUCUUACAUGGGUAAGGUAUCGCCUAUAGUUUAUUUAGUAGUAAUGUACUCUUUAGUUGCGGUUCAGUGUACUUCAUCAAUGUGCCUGACAGAUUGCGUCCUGAAGGAAAUGCAUGAAUAUUUUGAACUUGUAUUUUCUUCAUUUACUCCGCCAGAUAAUCUUCUUGCAGCGAUUUUAAUUCUGUAUAAUAACCUUGUGCCUAGUAGCCUAAAAAUAUGGAUGGCAAUAUCAAAAGGUUUGAUGGAGAGCAGUAAUAUGAGGAAUUAUUUCCUAUUUAGAACCAAGUCAGAAACUGCAGGGGUGAAUACCAUAUGCCAUCUCUUCUCUUACCCUUUUGUUGUAUGCUCAUUAAAAAAAUCGUGUGGCUCUCCACUGGAAAAGCUUGAGCUUGAAUCUGUUGUCCAAGUUUGGAAAUUGGUUUAUAGUUCUGUGAACACAUUGCAGCUUGAGAGUUCCAUGAGGAUUAGUUUCACGGAGAAUUUUGCCUCUAUGUUAAGCGGAUGCCUCAAUGAUCAAGGCAUGCUUGGGUGUGCGAGUGAAUCUUGUUCAAGUUGUGAAGACUUUAUUGCUGAUUUCCUCUCAGUACUUGUUGACAUAGUUAUAAACAUCUUGGAAGGGCUUCAAAUUUCUGGUAGAAGUUCAGAUAGGAUUACGAGAGAAGACAGUAUCUCAAAAAACUCCAGCUGCGCUAGUAGUAGCUUGAGGUUGGCUGCCAGAUUUAUUGAACUGUCGUGGAUAAGGCUAGGAAAAAAUCCAUCAAGUUGGCUUUCCAGACUAUUUUCAGCAUUGGCUCAAUUUGUCAGCUGCCUUCAUUUGAAACAAGAUAUCUUUGAGUUCAUUGAGAUUGUAUCCUCUCCAUUACUUUUAUGGUUGACAAAAAUGGAGACAUUGAAUGAAAGCAUUAGCAGUCAGCUUCAAAUCCUAUGGGCUGAAAUCAUUAGUUGUCUGCAAAGGGGCUGGCCUUCAUUAGCCAAUGACUCUGGCUUCCUGAAUCUUUUGGCACCUCUACUUGAAAAAACUCUUGACCACCCUAAUUCCUCGAUUUCUGUGCCAACUAUUACCUUCUGGAAUUCGUCAUAUGGUGAACAUUUAGUUUUAAGUUACCCACAAAAUUUGCUCUCUGUAUUGCACAAGCUAUCAAGAAAUGGAAGACUAAAACUCCGAAAGAGAUGCAUGUGGGCCGUUGAACAAUGCCCUGCAAGACAAGAAGAUGCUGAUCGUCCCUUUAGCCACAGGGUGAGUGGAACAUCCAUCAGGAGCUCAAAAAUAAUUGAAUUAAUGACAACUACAAAACAGGACAAGCACAAGCGCAAGGAGAUACCUAUUUUGAAUUCGAAAAGGAAGAAGAUAGAACUAACUCAACAUCAAAAGGAAGUACGACGUGCUCAACAAGGACGAGCACGAGAUUGCGGUGGACACGGCCCGGGCAUUAGGACCUACACAACCCUUGAUUUUUCACAAAUGGUAAACGAUUCAGAGGAGAGCCAGGAUAGCCAAAAUCUAGAUUCCAUCUUGGAGAUGGUUAAAACUGAUCAACUGCCUCUUCGUUGAAGUUCAAAUGUGAUGGCAAAGCACACAACUGAUCCAUGUUGCAAAUGCAUUGCCUUUUGCUCAGUUCUCAUAAGCCUUGUAUAGUAGCUGCCAUAAUUAUAUUUCCUUUUCUAGCAUGCUUGGUAAUUAUUUGCUGCAUGGUUUGUAUUUGACCCGUGCGUUCUGCUCUUUUUUCUUUUGGGCAGAUAAUGUAUAGGAUAAAUUGAUUUUAUUGUC